Molecule: messenger RNA, 1006 nt
Organism: Rotaria sordida
Lineage: Eukaryota; Metazoa; Rotifera; Eurotatoria; Philodinida; Philodinidae
Source: the annotation of a GenBank genome assembly
AUGGGUGAAUACUCGAAAGCACUUGAAUUUUACGAAAAAUCACAUACAAUCUACGAAAAAGCUCUGCCACAGAAUCAUCCCGACUUGGCUCUGUCCAACAACAACAUCGCUGGAGUGUAUAACAACAUGGGUGACUACUCGAAAGCGCUUGAAUUUUACGAAAAAUCACAUAAAAUAGCAGAAAGAGCUCUUCCUUCCAAUCAUCCUAAUUUGGCUCUAUUAUACAACAAUAUCGGCCUUAUCUAUAACCACAUGGCUGACUACUACAAGGCACUUGAAUUUCACGCAAAAUCACAUCAAAUAAAAGAAAUAGCUCUUCCUCCGAAUCAUCCCGAUUUGGCUACUUCCUACAACAACAUCGGUGCAGUGUAUAACGACAUGGGUGACUAUUCGAAAGCACUUGAGUUUUACGACAAAUCACAUGAAAUAAGAGAAAAAGCUCUCCCUCCGAAUCAUCCCGAUUUGGCUCUGUCCUACAACAACAUCGGUGGAGUGUAUAACCACAUGGGUGACUACUCGAAAGCACUUGAAUUUUACGAAAAAUCACAUCAAAUAAGAGAAAAAGCUCUGCCUCCGAAUCAUCCGGAUUUGGCUCUGUCCUACAACAACAUCGGUGGAGUGUAUAACGACAUGGGUGAAUACUCGAAAGCACUUGAAUUUUACGAAAAAACACAUCAAAUCCUCGAAAAAGCUCUGCCUCCAAAUCAUCCCAGUUUGGCUCUGUCCUACAACAACAUCGGUGGUGUGUAUAACGCAACAGGUGACUACUCGAAAGCACUUGAAUUUUACGAAAAAUCACGUCAAAUAAAAGAAAUAGCUCUUCCUCUGAAUCACCCCGAUUUGGCUAUUUCCUACAACAAUAUCGGUCAAGUGUAUAACAACACGGGUGACUACUCGAAAGCACUUGCAUUUUGCGAAAAAUCACAUAAAAUCCACGAAACAGCUCUGCCUCCGAAUCAUCCCAAUUUGGCUACUUCCUACAACAAUAUCGGUCAAGUGUAUAACA